UACCCAUACAUCAGAAGACUUUGAAAAGAUUUGGAAAAGACUCAUGGAAAACUAUCAGCUCACACCUGCUCACAUCUAAAGACAUGCUUUUAGAGUUUUUAGUCACAGUCUAGUCUCAGACUGAGACUGUGAAUCUUGCAGGGUCACUAUUUACAAGACUACAACUAGAUUAUUUCAGCAUUUUUUUCCCACCAUGCAAUUUUUUCCCAUCAUGCUCUGAGUAGAAGCUCACAAAAUGAAGGAGAAGCAGCUUUUGGCUACAGCUGCUCUAGUUUGUGCAGUGGUUUGUGCUGAAAAAAACAACAAAAAGAACAGGAGAAGACGCAGAAUGUGGGCACGGCCCUGGUUAUAUGGAAGGGGACACAAAGGUCUUUCCGUCCUACAGAAGGAACUGGAGGCAAACGACAGAAAUGGAUUUAAAGAAUUGCUCCGCAUGACAUCCAAGGACUUCGACUUCUUAUUAGAAAAAGUACAACCACUAAUAACAAAGCAAAACACCCGUUUUCGGAUGGCCAUCAGUGCAAGGGAGCGACUGUCUGUGACACUGAGAUUUUUGGCCACAGGUGAAACCUUUAAAUCUCUGGGUUUCCAAUACCGCAUGGGAAGCACGACUGUAUCACAGAUCAUCCUCUCCACGUGUGAGGCUCUCUAUGAGGUCAUGAAGGAGGAUUACCUCAAGACACCAACAUCAGAGGCUGCCUGGAGAGCUAUUGCCGCAGACUUCUUUGAGAAGUGGCAGUACCCAAAUUGCCUGGGUGCACUGGAUGGCAAACACAUCUAUAUACAGCCCCCUGGUCAUUCGGGCAGCACUUUCCGCAAUUACAAAGGCCGCUUUUCUGUGGUAUUAAUGGCAGUUGUGGAUGCACAGUACAAAUUUGUGUAUGUGUGUGUAGGGGCCCAGGGCAGACUGUCAUAUGGUGGUUUGUUUGCCCACUCUGACCUCCGCAGAGCAAUGGAAGCAGGCCUUCUCAAUGUACCCCCACCAGAACCCCUCCCUAACACAGAGACUGUCAUGCCAUACAUGCUUGUUGCAGAUGAUGCAUUUCCCCUACGCUCUGAUCUACAGAAGCCAUUUUCACACCGACAGCUAGACCAUGACCAGAGAAUCUACAACUACAGGUUGUCGAGAGCUAGGCGGGUUGUGGAAAACGCAUUUGGAAUUCUUGCCAACAGGCUCCGGGUCUUCAGAACAACCAUUAGUCUAGAUCCGGACAAGGUCGUCAAAAUUACACUUGCCUCAUGUGUGAUCCACAAUUUCUUGAGAGCACACAGAUCAGAGCCCUAUGUGCCGCCUACCUUGACAGACCGAGAAACUGAUGACCAUGAAUUCAUCCCUGGAUCCUGGAGGCAAGAAGGCCAGUGGGCGUUCCAUGAUCUGGCAAACAACAGAGCACGCAAUCCAACACAAAGGGCUAAAGAUCUGAGGGACAUGAUGAAGGAGUACUUCAACUCACCAGAAGGCCAAGUGCCAUGGCAGGAGCACCACAUAUAA
Molecule: messenger RNA, 1492 nt
Organism: Notolabrus celidotus (New Zealand spotty)
Lineage: Eukaryota; Metazoa; Chordata; Actinopteri; Labriformes; Labridae
Product: protein ALP1-like
Exons: 4
Coding region: 236-1492 (418 amino acids)
Source: RefSeq, a predicted model, not a curated record